AUGGUCAGUUUAGCUUCAGUGAGUGCGAACACACCCAAAACAUUUGAAUAUGUUCCUUCAUUGAUGUACGUCACCUUUGCGGUCGACAUUAUGGUGGCUUGUUUACUGACAGUGGAGAUGGGUACUAAGAUGUGCAUACAGGGCCUGUUUGCUCCAUCCUCGGGCCAGUCCUUGGGCGUCGGCGUGGACUCGAAGCGGAAUAGGGCCUACUUCCAGCAAUCGUGGAACUGCUUCGAUGCGUCAAUGGUCUUUUUCCUGUGGGCUUCGAUCAUUCUUCAGUGCUUUGAACUGCGCGCUGCAUGGGAGUGCGGACCGAAAGAGGAGACCUGCACGGAGGAGUUGCAAUUCUGGCGACAGUAUGGCUGGCUGAGUGUCCUCCGGUGCCCGAGGCCACUCAUCCUCAUACGAGUCUUUCGCGCAGUCCUAAAAUUGCAAUUGCCUCCCGCCCGAGUGAAUGCUAUUUUUCAGUAA
Molecule: messenger RNA, 471 nt
Organism: Dibothriocephalus latus
Lineage: Eukaryota; Metazoa; Platyhelminthes; Cestoda; Diphyllobothriidea; Diphyllobothriidae
Source: the annotation of a GenBank genome assembly